Messenger RNA from Lotus japonicus, 2581 nucleotides. RefSeq names its product alpha-L-arabinofuranosidase 1-like. Gene Ontology annotation, molecular function: alpha-L-arabinofuranosidase activity. Bases 398 to 2410 code for a protein of 670 amino acids. NCBI's taxonomy places the organism in Eukaryota, Viridiplantae, Streptophyta, Magnoliopsida, Fabales, Fabaceae. The record is from RefSeq and is a predicted model, not a curated record. The transcript is spliced from 19 exons. Gene Ontology annotation, biological process: L-arabinose metabolic process.
UAUCUCAAUACGACACGCACCAAAUGCGAUUGCGUCAAAGGUUUGGUUACCAAGAACAAGGUUGGUCCCACUCCACAGAAACAUAAAAUUCUGAAACAAACCGAUUCACAAGUCACUCACUUUGCAUCUUCAUCCACAGUCCACUAGUACCAACUAACCGUGGAAGCAAAGCCAUUAAAACCCAAAAUUUAUCCAUCUACCCACAAUCGAUUGCUACCCUUUUGUUCAGUCUAUAAAUAGAAUCCACAGAACCAGAGAACUGAUUCAUCCACACUCAUACAACCCUGUAUCUCUCUGUUUUUCAUAUAUUCAUACCUGAUCAAGCGGUGGUGGUGACUGCAUUGGAUGCUUAACUUGUUUAUUACACAUACUAAAGAUAGAUUGAAUGUUGUGAGCAAUGGGUUUAUACAAGGCCUCGUUCAUUGUUGCUGCGCUCCAAUUGUGCAUAGCGGUUAGCCUUUGCGCUAUCAAAGUAAAUGCUGACCUGAACGCAACUCUAACUGUAGAUGCUCACGAGACAUCUGGAAAGCCUAUAUCUGAGACUCUUUUUGGAUUAUUCUUUGAGGAGAUCAAUCAUGCUGGUGCUGGGGGAUUGUGGGCUGAGCUUGUGAGCAACCGAGGGUUUGAAGCUGGAGGCCCUAACAUUCCUUCGAAUAUUGAUCCAUGGUCAAUUAUUGGAAAUGAAUCAUUUAUUAAUGUUGAAACGGAUCGUACCUCCUGCUUUGAUCGUAACAAGAUUGCACUUAGAUUGGAGGUGUUAUGUGACAGUAAGGGUGACAACAUUUGCCCAGCUGAUGGUGUUGGUGUCUUUAACCCUGGUUUCUGGGGCAUGAAUAUAGAGCAAGGGAAGAAAUACAAAGUGGUCUUCUACGUUCGUUCAACAGGAUCACUUGAUCUAACAGUUUCAUUGACUGGAUCAAAUGGUGUCCUGGCUUCAAAUGUGAUAACGGGUUCUGCGUCUGAUUUUUCGAACUGGAAGAAGGUGGAGACUUUAUUGGAGGCUAAGGCAACAAAUCAUAACUCAAGACUUCAAUUAACAACUACUGCAAAGGGUGUGAUAUGGCUGGACCAAGUGUCUGCCAUGCCACUAGACACAUAUAAGGGACGUGGUUUCCGAAGUGAACUCGUCGGAAUGCUGGCAGAUCUGAAACCAAGAUUCAUCAGAUUUCCGGGUGGUUGUUUUGUUGAAGGAGAAUGGUUAAGAAAUGCUUUUCGAUGGAAAGAAAGCAUUGGACCUUGGGAAGAGAGACCGGGGCACUUUGGUGAUGUUUGGAAGUACUGGACUGAUGAUGGCCUUGGCUAUUUUGAGUUUCUCCAACUAGCAGAGGACUUGGGUGCUUUACCAAUUUGGGUAUUUAAUAAUGGUGUCAGCCAUAAUGACGAAGUUGAUACUUCCGCUGUCUUACCUUUUGUCCAAGAAGCCCUCGACGGAAUUGAGUUUGCGAGAGGUGAUCCCACUUCAAAGUGGGGUUCCAUUAGAGCUUCUAUGGGACACCCGGAGCCAUUUAACCUCAAAUAUGUUGCUGUCGGAAAUGAGGAUUGUGGGAAAAAGAACUAUCGAGGAAACUACCUGAAAUUCUAUAGUGCAAUAAGAAGUGCUUAUCCGGAUAUCCAAAUCAUCUCAAAUUGUGAUGGUUCUUCUCGACCUUUAGAUCACCCAGCUGACAUUUAUGAUUAUCAUAUUUAUACCAACGCGAACGACAUGUUUUCAAGGUCUAGCACAUUUAACACCGCAUUGAGAAGUGGUCCAAAGGCUUUUGUAAGUGAGUACGCUGUGACCGGAAACGAUGCUGGGACAGGAAGCCUUUUGGCAGCCAUAGCUGAGGCCGGUUUCCUUCUUGGACUGGAAAAGAACAGCGAUAUCGUCAAAAUGGUUAGCUAUGCUCCACUUUUUGUAAAUGCCAAUGAUAGGAGGUGGAACCCAGAUGCAAUUGUGUUCAACUCCUUUCAGUCCUACGGAACUCCUAGCUACUGGGUGCAGCUUUUUUUCUCGGAGUCAAGUGGAGCAACACUUCUGAACUCGUCACUUCAAACAUCUUCCUCAAGCUCACUUAUUGCAUCAGCAAUUAAUUGGCAAAGUUCUGCAGAUAAGAAAAAUUACAUUAGAAUAAAGGUUGUGAACUUUGGGGCCAACACUGUGAACCUCAAGAUUUCUUUAAAUGGGUUGGACCCUAAUUCAUUGCAGCCAUCAGGAUCAACAAGGACUGUGCUUACAUCUGCGAAUGUAAUGGAUGAGAAUUCCUUCUCACAGCCAAAAAAGGUGGUGCCAAUUCAGAGUCUACUUCAAAAUGUUGGGAAGGAGAUGAAUGUUGUAGUGCCACCACAUUCAUUCUCAUCGUUUGAUUUGUUGAAAGAAUCCAGUAAUCUGAAGAUGGUAGGAGGCGGUUCUUCCACAAGAUCUUCUAUUUAAAGAAAUAAUAAGAAAUUAGACCAAAAAAUAAAGAAAGCAUAAAGGGAAGGGAUGGGAUAUUUUCCAUUAUUGCAAUUAACUUUACUACAAGGUUGGCAUCUCUGCUAAUCUACUUUGUCAUGUAAUUUAACAGUGAUGCUCUGUAAAUAAUAUGUAUCUGGUUUCAUCUUA